AUGGAUACCAUAACAAUCGAGCAUCCGUAUUUAGGCAGGGUCACGGGCAUCCAAAAGUCACCUUCUGUUCUACAGUAUCUAGGCCUCAAGUACGCAGAAAUCCCCGGACGCUUCUCUGAAGCAGUCCUCCAUAUUCCAAAGGAUCCGAAUGCGACUCGCUACGGGCCGCAAGCCCCUCAGGGCGCCGACACCUGCGCAGGAGAAUUUGGUCUCAUUGGCCAAGUUCUACCAAUUGACGACGUUGUAAACACGAUGUCGGAAUCGGACUGCUUGACACUCAACAUUACCGUACCUUCGUCUACGGGGGUCAAGUAUUCAGAUCUUCCAGUCUUGGUUUGGGUUCAUGGAGGAAAUUUCCAACUUGGUGCAAGUUCCUGGCCGCAGUAUGAUUUAGCCCACAUUGUAAGCACCUCGGCGAAACUAGGAAAGCCAAUUGUUGGUGUCAGCGUGAACUAUCGACUUGGCAUACUCGGUUUCCUUACAUCCACUGAAAUGACAGAGGCAGGCCACGGGGGAAACUACGGGUUCAAAGAUCUUGUCACAGCCUUUGGGUGGAUCCAGCGCUAUAUUCAUGGUUUUGGAGGCAAUCCUGACAAUAUCACUGCACUUGGAGAGAGUGCUGGCGCAGCUGCAGUGACGACUCUUUUAUGGCAAGAAGAGCCACUUUUCAACAAACUGAUUGCCAUGGGCGGUUCCUGUUGCUUAAUACCCCCGGCCCCUCUGGAAGCCCAUGAUUCGAUCUAUGAAAAAGCGAUGAGUCUGCUCGGCCUAUCAGAGGAACCCUUUUCCAGGCAGCAAGAGAUCCUUAGUACAAUGCCAGUUGAAGAACUUGUGAAAAAGACUUUCCAGGUUGUGCCGGCACUUCCUGCCAUUGAUAGAAUCUUCCUACCAAAAGCACAUGGUAUUUUUUGCAUUUCGGACCCUGAAGAUCUUUCGAUCCCAGGAAAAACGUGGUGCAAGACAAUGAUUUUGGGAGACAGCAAAGACGACGGUCUUGUUAUGGGUCUGGGGAUCUUAGCAGCUGGUCGUGUUGCAUCAAUUCCGGCAACAUUCCCUGCACAUUUUGAAAGGUCAUUUCUUUCGGACCCGGAAGAUCUUGCACUCAUAAAACAGCACUAUCAAAUAGAUGCGAACACCCCAUCAAACCAAGCCUUCGAUACGCUUCUCCAAAUGUCCUCUGAUAUCGGCUUCUUGGCCCCAACACAUUACCUUGCGGCGGGGUUCCCAGGUCCAUCAUACGUCUAUCACUUCAACUAUCGUAAUCCUUGGGAUGGGAUGUGGGGUGGGAAAGUCAGCCACAUUCUCGAUGUAGCUGUCGCGCUGGGAAACUACAAUUUGAAUGGUUUGGAUGAACAUGGCGCUAAUACUAGUGGCGAGAUGCAGGAUGCGUUCAUAAACUUCGCUAAUGGUGAGGAGCCUUGGGCACCAUUUCAGGAGAUCGCAUCGGGUCCAAUGAGGGUUUUUGGAGAUGGGAAGGCGAAAAUGGUCACUGCUCUCGCAGACGCUCAGCGUUACCCGGAGCUGUUUGACUUGCUUGAAAAUGUCGGGUGGUCCAAGUGGUGGACGGCAAUAUCAAAUUAUCUAUAA
Messenger RNA from Orbilia oligospora ATCC 24927, 1587 nucleotides. RefSeq lists its product as uncharacterized. The transcript is spliced from 4 exons. The record is from RefSeq and is a predicted model, not a curated record. Bases 1 to 1587 code for a protein of 528 amino acids. NCBI's taxonomy places the organism in Eukaryota, Fungi, Ascomycota, Orbiliomycetes, Orbiliales, Orbiliaceae.